This is a messenger RNA of Candida albicans SC5314, 3258 nucleotides long. It is a transcript of the gene IFF6, whose product is annotated as Iff6p. The record is from RefSeq and is a predicted model, not a curated record. The transcript has a single exon. Lineage: Eukaryota; Fungi; Ascomycota; Pichiomycetes; Serinales; Debaryomycetaceae. The coding region runs from base 1 to 3258 and encodes 1085 amino acids.
AUGUUAUUGAAACAAAUAUUCUUGCCAUUUUUCGUAUUAUUCAAUGCAAUUAAUGCUAUUGACAUUUACCAAAAUCAAGUUUCAAGAGGUACUAUUGAUCUCUCAAUUGGUGCCAUCACCAUUCACUCAGGUGCUUACUGGUCUAUCAUUGACAAUGCUAUUUCCGCUUUGGUUGGUACUUUAACGGUGCAACAAGAUGCUGGGUUUUAUAUUACUGGACUUAAUCCCCUUCUUGGAUUACAAGUUGAAUUAUUAGGAGUUUUGAACUCAAUCAAAAACGACGGUAUUGUUAGUUUUAAUGGGUUGAACAGUUUGGUUGGUCCAAUUUAUAACCUUGUUGGUCUUAGUUUCCAAAAUAAUGGUGAAUUCUAUUUGAGUGCCCUGGGGGUUGCUCCUCCAGUUUUUUCAAUCACUGCUGCUGAUUGGCAUAACAAUGGUUUAUUAGUUCUUGCUCAAGCCAAAAGAACAUCAGCUUUAGCUAAUCUUGGUUUCCCUACUGGUUCUAUUGAAAAUCAAGGUUCUAUUUGUUUAUUUGGUACCGCCUACCAACAGCUUACUUCCAUCACUGGUAGCGGUUGUAUUUCCGCUGAUAGAGAUUCCACAAUCUAUAUUUUCAGUUCACUUUUGCCAAUUGCCACUACCCAAACAUUAUAUUUAGCUGAUCGCGCAUCCUCAAUUGUUAUUCAACCUGUGACUUUGCCUGCUACAUACACAGUCAGAGGAUUUGGGAAUGGUAACAAGGUUGGUAUCUCACUUCCAUUGCUUAGUGUUCCACUUCUUGGUCAACCUGCUUACUCCUAUGACCCAUCUUCUGGGGUUCUUACUUUGAGAGGAUUAGGUGUUGGAUUGCUUUCACAAAGAUUCCAAAUUGGUACUGGUUAUGAUUCAAGUUUGUUGGAAAUUGUUACUGAUGAUGGUGCUGGUCUCCCAACUACUUUGUUAGGUUCUGUUAGAUACAAUGGACCUGUUCCAAAUAAUGCAGUUCCAGCCUCAUGUAACUGUAAAUACGUCCCACCAUCCCCAGGAACCGACGAAUCAUCUAGUCUUUCCAGUUCAACUAGUGAACAAUCAUCAAGCAGUGCUACUUCUGUAUCAGCUUCAGAAACUAGUGAUACCUCAUCUACUCAAGAGUCAUCCUUAUCAAGUGAAGUAUCUUCUACCCAAGAGCCAUCCUCAUCUACUCCAGAACCAUCUUCAUCAAGUGAGACAUCUUCUACUCAAGAGUCGUCAUCUACUGAAGGUCCGUCGUCAUCUACUGAUUCCUCAACUGAAGCUUCUUCUAGUGAAUCAUCAACUGCACCAUCAUCAUCUGCUGAGGCCUCUUCUUCUACCGAGUCUUCAACUGAGGAACCAUCAUCAUCUACUGAGGGACCUUCAUCUUCACAAGAAUCAUCCUCAAGUGAAGAAUCAUCUACUCAAGAACCAUCAUCUUCUACCAAAGAAUCAUCUUCUACCGAAGGUCCAUCUUCCACUGAAGAGUCAUCAUCUACUGAAGGUCCAUCGUCAUCUACUGAUUCUUCAACAGAUAUUACCUCAGCUUCUUCAACAGAUGAACAAAGCAGUUCUGGUACUGGUCAAUCAUCCACUGAAGACGAACCAAUUGACUCUACUGAGUCUGAUACUUCCAGUGCAACCGAUUCUAGUACUGCUACAGACAGUAGUGCUACUAACACCGAUACCAAUAGUGAAUCCACAGACUCUUCUACUGCAACAGAUACCAGCUCUACUGAUAGUAAUACUGCUUCAAGUACCGAAACUAACACAGAUGUGACUGAUUCUUCUACUGAUUCUAACACUGGAGCUACUGAAUCUUCCACAGCUACUGAUACCAACACUGAUGCUACUGAUUCUUCCACUGUUUCUGAAACCGGUGCUACAGACUCUUCUACUGCUACGGAUACCAAUACUGGUGCUACAGAAUCUUCUACAGAUUCCAACACUGGAGCCACAGACUCUUCUACUGCUACGGAUACAAACACAAGUGCUACUAAUACAGACACUAAUACUGGCUCAAACACUGCUACUAAUACAGACGAUAAUACUGCUACUGAUACUAGUUCUACUGAAACCAACACUGCUACUAAUACAGAUGGUACUGAAACCAAUACUGGUACUACUGAAACUAACACUGACACAAGUGCUAGUAAUACAGACGAUAACACUGGUUCAAACACAGCUACUAACACUGGUGGUACCGAUACCAAUACUGACACUAAUACCGGUGGUACUGAUACCAAUACUGGUACUAACACCGGUGGUACUGAUACAAAAACUGGUACUAACACUGCUACUGGUACUAAUACUGGUGCUACUGAAACCAAUACUGCUACUAAUACAAAUGGUAAUGGUACAAAUACUAACACCGGAGCUACUGAUACAGCCACUAAUACAGCUACUGGUACUAACACUAACACUGGAGCUACUGACACCAACACUAAUACUAAUACUGGAGCUACUGUUACAAAUACCGCUACUAAUACUGGUGACGUGAGUGCUACAAAAGACAUUCCAAGCCCUACUUCUACUGAUGAAGGUUCUAAUAACGGUGGUGGUUCCAAUAAUGGAUCAGGAUCAAACAAUGGAUCAGGUAACGGAUCAGGUAGUGGUUCAGGUUCAGGUAAUGGUUCAGGUGAUGGAUCCAACAAUGGAUCAGGUAAUGGUUCCGACAAUGGAUCAGGAUCAGGUAAUGGUUCCGACAAUGGAUCAGGAUCAGGUAGUGGCUCCGACAAUGGUUCAGGUUCAGGUUCAGGUUCAGGUUCAGGUUCAGGUAAUGGCUCAGGUAGUGGCUCCGACAAUGGUUCAGGUUCAGGUAAUGGAUCAGGUAGUGGAUCAGGAUCAGGCUCAGGUUCUGACAAUGGAUCAGGUAGUGGUUCCAACAAUGGCUCAGGAAAUGGAUCAGGUAAUGGUUCGGGCUCAGGCUCUGAUAAUGGAUCAGGUAAUGGAUCAGGCUCAGGAUCUGGAAGCGGAUCUGGUAAUGGAUCUGGUAAUGGAUCUGGCUCAGGAUCUGGAAGCGGAUCUGGUAAUGGAUCUGGCUCCAACAAUAACAAUGGGUCAGGCUCAGGCUCUGGUUCAGGUAAUGGACAAGAUAAUGGAAUUAUUACCUCAUCAAUCGGUCAACCAGGUUCAUCAACCUCAACUCAAGGCCCAUCAUCUUCCAAUUCAGCAACUAUACCUGAACAAGCAAAUUCAGGAAAUCAUAUCAAAUUCACAUUAUUCAAUGGAUUAUUGAUUGGAUUAGUUCCAAUUGUUUUCAUGUAA